ACAUCUGCCAGGGAAGGCAGGGACAUCCCCGUCCCACAUCUGGGCUGGAUCCUGCUCACUAGGAGGCUGCAAUUCCAGGGAUCCAGGACAUGGCAUGAAGCGAUUGUCAGCUCCUUCUGUCUCUGCAAGAUCGCACUGAGAGCAAUGUGUCUUAUUCUGGCAGAGUGUCUGCAGUGAGAUGAGGCCCCACGCGCUGGCUUUCCUCUGCGUCUUCCUCUUGGUGCCCUUCCAGGGAACUCAUGGCCAGGAGGAGGAGGAAGAGGGCUAUGAGUAUUUUUUGGAAAUACCUACAGAAGAGGAAAAUGAUGAAAUCUUUGAGGCGAUGCCAACACCGACAGCCCUGCAGUGCCCCAAGGAUUGCACCUGCACCCAGGAGGGGGUGGUGGACUGUGCUGGAGUGGAUUUGAGGGAGUUUCCCACCGACCUCCCGGAAUUUACAAACCAACUCUCUCUGCAGAAUAACCAGAUAGAAGAUAUUCCACCAGAAGACCUGACAAGACUUUACAGACUGGAGACCCUCAACCUGCAGAACAACCGUCUGACUACAAGAGGAUUAGCUGAUGAUUUGUUUGAGCAGCUGGAGAACCUGAGUUACUUGUACUUAGCAAACAAUAAGCUGACGAUGGCGCCCAGGUUCCUGCCGAACUCCCUGAUAAGUGCAGACUUUGCGGCCAAUUAUAUAACUAAGAUCUACGGAAUGACGUUUGGGCACAAGCCAAACCUACGGUCUGUGUAUCUGCACAACAAUAAACUGACUGACGCUGGGAUACCGGACAACAUGUUUAAUCGCUCUGACAAUGUGGAGAUCCUUAUAAUGUCCAGCAACUUCCUGAAGUACGUUCCCAAGCACCUGCCCCCUGCACUGUACAAACUGCACCUGAAGAACAAUAAGCUGGAGAAGAUCCCGGAAGGCGCUCUCAGUCAGCUGUCUAACCUGCGUGAGCUCUACCUGCAGCACAACCUCCUGACCAAUGAUGGGAUGAACAAUGAGACAUUUGGGCGACUGACCAGGCUGGAGUACCUGGAUCUCUCCAGCAACAACUUCACCCACAUUCCCAGUGGGCUCCCACGUAACAUUGUCAUCCUGCACCUGGAGAAGAAUUCCAUCCACUCUAUAUCUGAGGAUGUUCUGACUCAGAUAAAGAACCUGGAGUACCUCCUGCUGCACAAUAACAAGCUGAGAGCGUGGGGAAUCCAUCCAUCAGCCUUUCUGGGGCUAAAGAAGCUUCACACUGUCCACAUGUACAACAACCUGCUGGAGAAAGUGCCCUCAGGACUGCCCCGCAGGGUGAAGACACUCAUGCUGCUCCAUAACCAGAUCACCAGCAUCUCCAAGAAUGACUUUGCCACCACCUACUUCCUGGAGGACCUGAAUCUGAGCUACAACAAGAUCAUAAGCAGCGCGGUCCAUAGAGACGCUUUCCGGAAACUCCGGCUCCUCAAGACCUUGGAGCUGUCGGGGAAUAAUUUGAAGUCUGUCCCAUAUGGGCUUCCAAAGAACCUAGAAGUUCUGAGACUGAAGGAAAAUGAGAUCAGCUCGGUGCCGCAGGACACGCUGGCUGGGAUGUCAAAGCUGAAGGAACUCUAUCUGCGCAACAAUAAGCUCAAGAUCAACUCUAUUUAUACUGGGGCCUGGUCAGAGCUCAGCAGCCUCCAGCUGCUAGAUUUGUCAGGAAACCAUCUGUCCUACGUACCGCCCGACCUGCCGGAGUCCCUGGAAUACCUGUACCUGCAGAAUAACAGGAUAGUGACCGUGUCUGACAGCGCCUUUGAAUCUACCCCUAAUAUAAAAGGAAUCUUCCUCAGGUUCAACAUGCUGUCCCCUGGCUCAGUGAGCGAGAGCGCCUUCCAGGGCCUAGACAAGCUGCAGGUCCUGGACAUUGAGAGUAACCUGGCCGUGCCUAAAGUCUCUGCCAAAAAGGAGGAACAGAAAGAGGAUGAUGAAGAGGAAGAUGACAGGAAAAGAUGAAACAUAACUCUAAGUGCAGAGAAAAACAUCUACAAAUAAGGCUCCCUAUGUGGGUUGUGCAACUUGUACAUGGACAGUGAAGAGAAAAGAUGUGAGUAUCCCCAGUGUACAUCACCAUCCUGCUGCGAGACCCUGCCGUGUACAGCACCACCCUGCUGUGAGACCCUGCCGUGUACAGCACCACCCUGCUGUGAGACCCUGCCGUGUACAGCACCACCCUGCUGUGAGAUCCUGCCGUGUACAGCACCACCCUGCUGUGAGACCCUGCCAUGUACAGCACCACCCUGCUGUGAGACCCUGCCAUGUACAGCACCACCCUGCUGUGAGACCCUGCCAUGUACAGCACCACCCUGCUGUGAGACCCUCCCACGUGCACCACUUUACUACUGCGAGACCCUGCUGUGUACAUCAUCUUCCUGCAAGACCCAGCCGUGUACAGCACCUUCCUGCUGCGGGACCCUGACGUGUACAUCAACUUCCUGCUGCAAGACCUUGCCGUGUACAGCACCUUCCUGCUGCGGGACCCUGCCGUGUACAGCACCUUCCUGCUGCUAGACCCUGCCGUGUACAGCACCUUCCUGCUGUGAGACCCUGCCGUGUACAGCACCUUCCUGCUGCGAGACCCUGCCGUGUACAGCACCUUCCUGCUGCGGGACCCUGACGUGUACAUCAACUUCCUGCUGCAAGACCUUGCCGUGUACAGCACCUUCCUGCUGCGGGACCCUGCUGUGUACAGCACCUUCCAGCUGCGAGACCCUGCCGUGUACAGCACCUUCCUGCUGUGAGACCCUGCUGUGUACAGCACCUUUCUGCUGCGAGACCCUGCCGUGUACAGCACCUUCCUGCUGCGGGACCCUGCCGUGUACAGCACCUUCCUGCUGCGAGACCCUGCUGUGUACAUCACCUUCCUGCUGCGGGACCCUGCUGUGUACAUCACCUUCCUGCUGCGAGACCCUGCUGUGUACAUCACCUUCCUGCUGCAAGACCCUGCUGUGUACAGCACCUUCCUGCUGCGAGACCCUGCCGUGUACAUCAUCUUCCUGCUGCAAGACCCUGCCAUGUACAGCACCUUCCUGCUGCGGGACCCUGACGUGUACAUCAUCUUCCUGCUGCAAGACCCUGCCAUGUACAUCACCUUCCUGCUGCGAGACCCUGCUGUGUACAUCACCUUCCUGCUGCGAGACCCUGUGUACAUCAUCUUCCUGCUGCAAGACCCUGCCAUGAGAGAGCUGUGACCUCUUGCCUGGAUUUGAUGUACAUUCUGGAUAUCUCUAGUAGAUACAACACCACAGAGGACCUAUAACCAAGUGACAUGAGAGAUCUGGUCUCCACGGACCUGCAAAAGCUGGCUUUUGUUGUAUUUUUAUAUUAUAUUAUAAGUAAAUCUGUAGAUGAGCAAA
Pseudophryne corroboree (corroboree frog) is the source of this 3369-nucleotide messenger RNA. RefSeq names its product podocan (gene PODN). Gene Ontology annotation, molecular function: protein binding. Bases 179 to 1969 code for a protein of 596 amino acids. The record is from RefSeq and is a predicted model, not a curated record. Lineage: Eukaryota; Metazoa; Chordata; Amphibia; Anura; Myobatrachidae. The transcript is spliced from 11 exons.